AUGGAUCCAGAACGCAACGGUAGCUUCCGGAAAUGGCUCGGAACAUCAAUCUAUCACCUUCCUGAUUGCCUGGCGUCAUUGUGCCUUCAAACGUAAGAAACAAUUUAUUCUUUGGGACCAGAAUACUGGGAAUGCAAAAGCAAUGCCAAAGCAACUUGUUCAUAGUAAAGGAGCCGAGUUGUUGACCAUCAGCAAAAGAUAAAUCGAUCCGAAGCUUGCAGGUACACAAAGCCAAAGCCCAAGAAAAGCGAUAAGAAAGAAAAUCUGAACGGAUGAGAAACCCGUCACAUCCCAAGCCAGGAUAAUAGACUCAAAUUGUAGUCAAGCAAGAAACCAUGGUUAUCUGGUCCACGCUCCGACGCAUGGGUCGUCCUUCCCCCGUGACAAGGAGCGCCCAAUCCUUGUUAUCUCGUGGUGGACGAACCAAGUUUCUCUCGGCAAGUCCCAAUUUUGUGUCGCCCACAAGUGAUUUCUUUGCCGAACCACCCGUUCCGCCUCCUGCCAUAACGACAAGAGAGGUUGGGAUAACAAUUGGAAUAUUGCGGGAAACGUACGAUGAUUGGGAACGGCGAACGCCCCUGACUCCUCAUCAUGUCCAGGAGUUGUUGGGUGCCAGCAACGGAGGUUUAUCCAAAGUCUUGGUGCAGCCAUCUUCGCAACGAUGUUUUUCCAAUUUGGACUACCAGCAAGCGGGAGCAGUUCUAUCGGAUGACUUGGCUGGGGCGGACAUCAUUUUGGGUGUCAAACGACCCAAGGAUCCAGAAACUAUGCUGAACGACAAAACCUAUGUAUUUUUCUCUCACGUCAUUAAAGGACAAGAGAGCAACAUGGGCUUGCUGCAACGAGCUUUGGAAAAGCGAGUCCAGCUCGUCGAUUAUGAAUGUAUUGUAGAAGAAACAAAGGGGGGAAGGGCCAAUCGAUUGGUGGCCUUUGGAAAAUAUGCUGGACUGGCGGGAAUGAUUGAUAGUUUCUAUCCUCUGGGUAGACGACUAGUGACGGAUCUUGGCAUACACACUCCAUUUCUGAAAAUUCCAUUGGCAAGCAUGCAACCAGAUUUGGAACAGGCCAAGCAAACCAUUCGAUCGGUUGGUGAGCAAAUUGCAUAUGAAGGAUUACCCAGUGAGCUGAAGGAUCCCUUGGUGUUUUGUGUCACCGGUCUGGGUGGGCGAGUCUUCGGAGGUGCAAUGGAGGUGCUGGAUUUGCUGCCGCAAGAACGAAUUCGUGCCGAGGAUUUGCCAGAACUCUACAAUCAGUCGAACCCAGACAAGCACAAAGUCUUUGUGGUGACCCCAUCGCCAGAAGAGAUGUACUACCACGUGAAUGAUGGUUCAUUUGAUGCCGAUCAUUGGAGGAACAAUCCAGGCUCCUAUGCAAGCAAUUUUGCAACAACCAUUGCUCCGUACAGUCAUGCUCUGGUGAACUGCAUCUACUGGGACCCGCGGUAUGCCCGUCUUUUGACUAAGGACGAUGCUCAGAUGCUUCAUGAGAAUGGUCAAAACAGGCUCUUGGUGGUAUCAGAUAUCAGCUGUGAUGUCAAUGGCUCCAUUGAGUUUUUGGAUCGCACCUGUACAAUUGCUAAGCCAUUCUUCCAGUAUAAUCCUCUUACACGUCUUGAGGAAUGUGCCGACAUUGGAGAAAGAGGAAUUACAGUGAUGGGGACGGAUAUUCUGCCCGCAGAGCUCCCAAAGGAGAGCAGUGAUCACUUUGGCAGUGCUGUUGUGAAAGUUCUGAAUGAACUCAUUGCGACUAGAUCGGAUGAUCCUUCUGCGGCAUCUAGCAACUUCAUUGAUCUUCAAAGCGGAAAAGCCCCUGUCUUGCUGUCCCACGCUUGCAUUACAACCAGCAAAGGUGCUCUUGCUCCAAGAUAUCAAUACCUGGAUUCCUUUUUGCAGUACAACAUGGAGCAUCGAACGACAGUGGAGCAAAGUCAACAUAUCGAUGUCUUGCUCAAUGGCCACCUGUUUGACUCUGGUCUCAUCAACACGAUCCUUGACACAGCUGAGCAUCUCGGGUGCGGGUUCAAUAUCUUAAACUGUCGCAUCAAUCGAGGAGGGCUUGCCAAGGAUGUAGCGCCCACGGAGAAGUCGACUGCGUUGGUUCAAUUCUGGGGCAACAGUCAGGCCGACCUUUCAAUUUUGGAGUCAAAGAUUCAGUUAUUGACUGAUCUCGUGGACAAGGCAGAUGCAUCCAUGAAGGUGGUUGAUCGCAGCUUCUCGACUUCAAAGAACGAUGAUGGUAUCAGUGGAACAGGUGACAUUCCAGUAGAAUCAAAAAAGGGAGGCGCUGCCGUAGUGGAAUCCCAAGAGCAGAAAAAGGUACUGGUCUUGGGUGCUGGUCGUGUGUCCAUGAGCUUGGUUGAUCUUCUCGGGAGAACGGCUGAGAAGCACAUCCAAGUAGCAAGCGACAACGAAGAUGAGGCCAAGGGGGUGGCCAAGAUUGCUGAACGGGGAAGCCAUGUAGCGUUGGACAUCAACAAUGUAAAGGAUUUGGCUUCGUUGGUCCAUGGAAAAGAUGUGGUCAUUAGUCUCCUGCCUGCAACCAUGCACCCAGCUGUCGCAGAGGAAUGUAUCAGGCAGAAAGCAAAUCUCGUGACAGCGAGCUACGAGAGCCCCGCCAUGAAAGAGAUGAAUGAAAGGGCCAAAGACGCUGGAAUCACUAUCCUCAACGAAGUCGGUCUGGAUCCUGGACUCGAUCACAUGAGCGCUAUGAAGAUCAUUGACGAUAUCACUUCCCGUGGUGGUACGAUUCGCAGCUUCCAAAGUGUUUGUGGUGGCUUGCCAGCACCGGAAGCAGCAGACAACCCCCUGAAAUACAAGUUUAGUUGGAGCCCCAAAGGAGUCAUCGCGGCCAGUCAAAACUCUGCUCGCUGCCGAUGGCACAACGAAAUUGUGGAGGUCGACGGUAAGGACCUGAUGAGAUCCGCCACUCCCUUUGCCGAUGCCUGGCAGGGACUGGAAUUGGAGUGCCUACCCAAUCGCGAUUCCCUAAAGUACGAGAGCAUCUAUGGAAUCGACAAGGCGGCAACAUUGUUCCGGGGAACUCUCCGCUACCGAGGCUUUAGCAGUCUCAUGAGCGUUUUCCAGAAAAUGGGGCUCUUCGAGUCUACCCCGGCAAAAGCUGCCUCGUGGGACGACACGCUCAAGAUGAUGCAUGCGGGCAGUGACAGUAUGGAUACGUUUUUGCUCGAGUGUGCUGAUGGAGACCCUAUCAAAGCCGCCGCGGCCAAGGUUGCUUUGUUUGAGUGGAAGAUGCUACAAGCAGACGCUGCUGUGGCACACCCUGACAGUUUGGUGGAUUCCUUCUGUGCCGUGUUGGAGGAUCACUUAAAGUUUGAAGACGGUGAACGUGACAUGGUGGCAAUGCACACGGCCAUUGAUGCGUCGUUUGAUGACGGUCGCCCCAACGAGGUGCACCAGUCGAGCUUGUUGGUGUUUGGUGACAGCUCCAUGUCCGCCAUGUGCCGAACGGUCGGCUUCCCGGCGGCUGCAGCAGCCGAUUUGGUGUUGAGCGGAGAGUUGAAGGACCACAAAGGUCUAGUGCUACCUACAGAUCCGCGCAUCUACAACAGCAUCUUGACAGCCGUGGAAAAAGAAGGCAUUGUCUUUGAAGAGAGCGUUGUGACCAAGUAAACAGGAGAAGCUUUCUCUUUCACAUGGUCGGCUAGCUAGCCAGCAAGGUAGACUACAUACUAGUACAUUACAGCAGCUGAAAGUUCAUAAAGCAACCCAACAUGAGUUUAGAUCUUCCCUCUUCUAGGAAGAGCCAGCUAUUUUUAUUGCUUUUUCUUGUCGUCCGCACUGCUACUAUCGUUGUUGAUUGUUGCGGAAGUGGAGCCCUCACCACUGUUGCUACUUUGAUUCUUUUCUUCAUUGCCACUGUCUUCAAACGCAGAGUAUAGAACGUAUUGAAUUCC
This is a messenger RNA of Seminavis robusta, 3913 nucleotides long. Lineage: Eukaryota; Bacillariophyta; Bacillariophyceae; Naviculales; Naviculaceae. The record is from the annotation of a GenBank genome assembly.